AUGGUUCUACUGGUCGACAACUUGGCAGCGCUCUCUACCUCGGCACAAACUCUCACGGGCAAUGAACAGUUCGCAACCGAUCGACGACUAAGGGUGCACGCCCCACGAGCACAUCAUAAAAUUAUUGGUGACGAAGAGAGGACAGUGCGUCGUGAAAUAGUAAAUCUGCUGAGAGGACCAAAUCCUCAACAAAGCUGGCUUUCCACACUUAUGAAUAUCAAUGAUGAGUUGUCACAUAUCCUCCAAUUUGCUAUACCAGCACAAACCUUGCACUCUUCGGACAUCAUUCAGAACUCUCAUUUAUUGGCACUACUGGAAAAAUAUUUCAAUGAGGUAGACAGAAAGCAAAAACACGAAAUCCAACGCUUUUUCGCCGAAGUUUACCCGCAGUCGGACACUUACACUGACAUAGCUACGUAUAUGGCUUCAUACUUUAAAAUUAGUCUACCAGAAGAGCUAUUUGUUUCGAAUCGUUUGGGUUUUUGGUUGGAUGGAUUAAAUUUGUAUGGCUUUUCAAACAAGGAGGUGGAAUUGAUAUUUCGUGCAGCUGGGUACCAAGAAUCGACCGUGAACAACAUUUUGGAUUUUUACGACUUUAUCAAGACCACUACGUCGAUAGAGGAAGCUCUAAGCGUAUUUAUCAAUUACAUGAAUCAUAGAUCUCUUCACACUCAAUCUCUUGUCAUACUAGACGUCCGUGCUGCAAAUGUUGUCAUAAGCAGAGAACAAAUCAUGCAAUCAAAACAAUCCCCUGAUUUUGUGGGCCCAAAUUCCAUCCCACACGACUGGAAGUAUCUUUUGACGCAGUGGAUCAACCACUUUUACACUCAGGACCGCGUACAUCUCAUACUUCAACAUUCUGACUUGAAACGGGAAAAUUUGCAGCAGAUUCUGGGAUAUUACGAUCAAAUUAAAUCGACUUUGCAAAAAACGCCGGAUUUCCAGCUUUCCAUCAAUAACGCGCGACACAACACAGAAGGUAUCGAAGAAGCCGAAAAAGAAUACACUCAAUCCAUCGUUGAUCAAAUUUCUUUACUGGAUGAUCCAAAAUUAAUCGAAGAUAAGUGGAUAAAGCUUUUCAACCACUGGAUUUUUCUCAACUUUUCUCGUGACCAGAUAAAAUCGCAUCUUCAGCUAGCUAUGCAAAGCGAAGAAGACGUUUCAAGUGUCAUGGCUAGAUACGAAAAAUUAGUCCAAUAG
Plasmopara halstedii is the source of this 1200-nucleotide messenger RNA. RefSeq lists its product as uncharacterized. The transcript has a single exon. The record is from RefSeq and is a predicted model, not a curated record. NCBI's taxonomy places the organism in Eukaryota, Oomycota, Peronosporomycetes, Peronosporales, Peronosporaceae. The coding region runs from base 1 to 1200 and encodes 399 amino acids.